AUGAAGUACUAUUCAAUACAAGUAGAUGCCACACCAGACAGCUCUCAUAUGGAGCAGACUACAUUUAUAUUACGCUAUGUUUUGGAAACAACUACUCAGGAACAGAAUAUUACUUCACUUGUCCUCGAUCAAUUGAAGGUGUGGGAAUUACCAUUACACAAUUGCCGUGGACAGUGCUAUGAUAAUGGUGCUAAUAUGGCUGGUAAAGACAAUGGUGUUCAAGCUCAAAUACUAGAGUUAUACAAAUAUGCAUUGUUCACACCAUGUGCUGCCCAUUCAUUGUACUUGGUACGAGCAAAUGCAGCUGAGUGUUGUCCAACAGUUACAACAUUUUUUGGUACAGUACAAAAGCUAUACACCUUUAUGAGUGUUAGCCCCCAGUGUUGGGAAAUAUUGCUUAAGUGUAUACCCUGUUCAUUGCAUGGUCAGUCUCAUACACGCUGGUCAGAAAGAAUUGAUGCCGUACGACCAGUUGCUGCCCAUUUGCCGGGUAUCUUACUAGCAAUAGGAAGUGUCUCUAAGCUUAAUUUGUCACCAGAAGCAAAAGUCACAGUGGAUGGCUUGCAUGACUACUUUAAUUCUUUUCCUGCUGUAAUUAUGUCAGCAAUAUGGAUCAAGGUUCUCUUAGCUAUAGACAGACGAAACAAGGUUUUACAAGCAAGAAAAGCAACUAUUGAUGUUGAAGUUAAAAAUCUUGAUAGCCUUACAGAUGAUUUAAGUUAA
Messenger RNA from Amphimedon queenslandica, 723 nucleotides. RefSeq lists its product as uncharacterized. NCBI's taxonomy places the organism in Eukaryota, Metazoa, Porifera, Demospongiae, Haplosclerida, Niphatidae. The transcript has 3 exons. The record is from RefSeq and is a predicted model, not a curated record. Bases 1 to 723 code for a protein of 240 amino acids.